This is a messenger RNA of Rosa chinensis, 2456 nucleotides long. RefSeq names its product pollen receptor-like kinase 2. Gene Ontology annotation, molecular function: protein binding; ATP binding; protein kinase activity. The record is from RefSeq and is a predicted model, not a curated record. The transcript is spliced from 3 exons. Gene Ontology annotation, biological process: protein phosphorylation. Lineage: Eukaryota; Viridiplantae; Streptophyta; Magnoliopsida; Rosales; Rosaceae. Bases 181 to 2217 code for a protein of 678 amino acids.
CUCUUUCUCAAUGCCAUCACAAAUUCCACCACUAUCAACAAACCUUCAGAGCCUUCUUCUUCACCCGCACCCCGGACUCCAUUUUGCAGCGGAGCCCCUUCUUAAAGGGCGCACACGCUGCCCCUAUUAGUGCGUGUACAACCUGAAACCUACACAUAUUUACGUACACCGGCCAUUAAUAUGAAACGUAGCAAGAUGUCCCGCUGCAGCAUGCGCAUGCGGCGCAGCGUGCAUUGGACAUUGUUUCCUCAAUGUUCUUUGAUUCUUCUCCUUCUGUUUCAUAUUAACGUUGCCUCCUCAGCUGCACCCCCACCAGACCCCACAGACACCCUCCUCAAGUUCAAGGACUCACUCAAGAUUAGUGGUAAUGCGCUGAGUAAUUGGGUGAAGACCACGCCUCCGUGCGAUGGCAGAAAGGCGAAUUGGGAUGGCGUUCUUUGUGGCGAGGGGAAGCUUUGGGGCUUGCAGCUUGAAAAGAUGGGGUUAAGCGGCCACAUUAAUGUCACAGCACUCACGCAGCUUCCAGACUUGAGAACCGUAAGCAUGAUGCAAAAUAAUUUUGAGGGUUCGUUGCCGGACUGGAGGAAACUUAGUACGUUGAAAACGUUGUAUAUGUCUGAAAAUAAAUUCUCGGGGGACAUUCCCUCAGACUUUUUCCAGGGAAUGAAGCAAUUGAAGAAGCUUCAUUUGGCGAAUAACCAGUUUACGGGUCAGAUUCCCAAGUCGUUGACAACCUUGGAUAAGCUGGUGGAGCUGACCCUUCAAGGGAACAAAUUUUCAGGCAAAAUACCAGAUUUUCCACAAGUUCGAUGGACUGUCUUUAAUGCGUCCAAAAACGACUUGGAGGGUGAGAUCCCAGACGGCUUGAGAAAGUUGAGUGCAGACUCCUUUGCUGGGAAUAAAGAUCUAUGUGGAGCUCCAUUACAUGCAUGCUCAGCUCCCUCCUCACACGUUAAUACAGAGAAGCCCACGGGUGUGAGCACCGCCCUAAUUGUGAUUAUGAUUGUGAUAGCAGUCAUAUCCAUCGGUGCGGCAAUUUUCUUCAUCAUUGUCAGACGUCGCAACAAAAGAUCCGAAUACUUAUCAUCAAAUAUAGAGGCUCCACCGGCACCAUCAGUCCAUAACAGAUCGGUAUCACCAGUUCCAAAAGAACCAGACCAGGUUAGCCAAACAUCAGAGCACUCGAGUAAAGGAACGGGAGGAGGAGGAGGAAGCAGUGGAAAGAAGGCUGAUAGCUUGAAGCUCUCGUUUGUCCGAGACGACAGGGAAAGGUUUGAUAUGCAAGACUUGCUAAAAGCCUCCGCCGAGGUGUUGGGCAGCGGCAGCUUUGGGUCUUCUUACAAGGCCGCGCUGCUGACUGGACCGGUGAUGGUUGUGAAGAGGUAUAAGCAGAUGAACAAUGUGGGAAGAGAGGAGUUCCAAGAGCAUAUGAGGAGAAUAGGGAGACUGGGACACCCUAAUUUGCUUCCACUUGUGGCUUAUUACUAUAAGAAAGAAGAGAAGCUCUUGAUUACCGACCAUGUUCCGAAUGGCAGCUUGGCUGUUCGUCUUCAUGGACACCAAAGCUUAGGUCAACCAAGCCUUGACUGGCCAACGCGUUUGAAGAUUGUCAAAGGUGUAGCUCAAGGCUUAAAAUACCUCUACAGUGAGCUGCCGAGCGUAAUCACACCCCACGGCCACCUGAAAUCCUCGAACGUUCUUCUCAGCAAAUCCUUCGAACCCCUCAUCACCGACUAUGGCCUAAUUCCUGUAGUUACCCAAGAGCAUGCUCAGACCCUAAUGGUGGCGUACAAGUCCCCUGAGUACGUUGCAACCAAGCGGAUCACAAAGAAGACCGAUGUAUGGAGCCUCGGUGUGCUCAUCUUGGAAAUCCUAACCGGGAAGUUGCCAACCAACUUUUUGCAACAUGGUAAGGGAAGCGAGGAGGAUCUGGAGAGCUGGGUGAACUCGGUGCCUAGAGAGGAGUGGUUCACGCAGGUGUUCGAUAGGGAAAUGGGGGCAAACAAGAACUGCGAGGGGGAGAUGCUGAAGCUCUUGAACAUUGGGUUGGAUUGUUGCGAAGGGGAUGUGGAGAAGAGGUGGGAUAUGAAAGAGGCUGUGGAGAGGAUUGAAGAGUUGAAAGAACAGGAAAAUGGUGGUGGUGGUAGUGGUGGCGGUCCGAAUGAGGAUCUCAUGUCUUCUUGCGCUAGUGAAGGUGACACCACGAAGAUGGUGUGAAGGUGAUGAUCAACUCUUCUGUCUCUCUUUAUUAGACUCUCCAAGAUCAAUAGGUUUUGAUUAAGUGACUGAAAACUUAAUUCUUUGUAUUGAUCUGUGACGCCCCUAAAACCCUAGGCAUGAUGAGCAGAUGACAUGCAAAUGUUUGUCUAUAAGAUUUGGCUUUAUGAAGUAAGCUAGGCUUCUGGACAAAUAUGCCUUAAGUAUGUUUUCAUAACGUAAUUGAUUAAUUCUACUAA